Engraulis encrasicolus (European anchovy) is the source of this 2050-nucleotide messenger RNA. RefSeq names its product cytokine-like protein 1 (gene cytl1). Bases 82 to 519 code for a protein of 145 amino acids. The transcript has 4 exons. NCBI's taxonomy places the organism in Eukaryota, Metazoa, Chordata, Actinopteri, Clupeiformes, Engraulidae. Gene Ontology annotation, biological process: positive regulation of transcription by RNA polymerase II. The record is from RefSeq and is a predicted model, not a curated record.
GCCGAGCUGCGGCACGGCACGCAGGCGCAGACUGGAGUCUUGUUGUGAAGUGUGCUUAACCUUUAAACAGCUGUAAACAAAAUGAAAGUCGGGAUUGCGGCUUUGAUUGUCGCCGUUGCCUAUGUUUGGGUGACGGAAAGUGCCCCGCCAACAUGUUACCCGAGGGUGUUGGGACUAAGCAAGGAGAUUAUGGAGAUACUAGACAAAGUCCAUAAAAGCGAACGCACGAAAGACUGCGCCGAGGUGUUGCCGAAGCUGUUUCUGGAUGUGCACAACUCCUGCGUCAUGACCAAACUCCGAGACUUGCUCUACGUGCUGGAGAACAUCCCCAUACCGUCUUGCAAAACGCGCCCCAGGAUGGUUAAUCUCAGGAGGAAAGUGCGCAACCUGUACACAAUUAUCAACAGAGUUUGCUUCCGCGAUCUGGUAUUCUUCACGGAUGACUGUGUGGCGAUUGAAACAGGACACAGCAGCCCUCGCUAUGGAGAGGACAGACUCCAGCUGCUGGAGGAGCAUUAAAGAGACACUUCUUCAUUCUGAAGUUGCUGUAGCCAGGGCUGGAUUAAUGCACAGGCUAGAUAAGGCUGCAACCUAGGGGCCCCCACCUGUCAGGGGCCCCCUGAUAUGCCAAAAGUGAAAAAUUGCAGAAUUAUGACAAGAUGCAAUAUUGAAAAAUGCAUCUGUUGUGUUGAGUACAGUUGGUUGGCAUGUUAUCUUAAGUUCCUAGCAUGUAAUCAUGACACUGUGUAUGCGCAUUUGUUACGAAAUUUGCCCGGGGGGGCACAGCAACCUGUAGCCUAUAGGGGCCCCAGGCCAUCCUAAUCCGGCCCUGGCUGUAGCCUACUCAGAUGGACCGCUGAACGAGUUGAUACUAGCCUUGCUAUAUCUCUGUCUGACAAAAACCUGGACAUUUUAAACUCAAGUCAAGUCAAGUCAAGUCAAUUUCAUUUUUAUAGCGCAUUUCAUACACAGGUGCAACUCAAUGUGCUUCACAAAAAAACAAAAUGCAAAAAGAAAAAAGACAAUUAAGUCAAAGAACAUCUAAAAACACCAAGAUUAAAAACACAUGGUAAGAAGAAAAACAUAAAAAGAACAAUAUUUUAAAAAAAUGUGUUUAAAAACAUUCAGAUAAAAACAUAUGGUAAGAAGCAAACAUAGAAAAUAAAAAUGAUAUAAAAUGCAAGCUAGUUAAAAGCAUCUGAAAACAGCUUUGUUUUGAGUCUAGAUUUAAAGCUAUUAAUACUGGGUGCAUUUUUUACGUCGUCUGGAAGCUGGUUCCAAAGCUGUGAAGCAUAGAAGCUAAAGGCUGCCUCUCCACACUUUGUUUUGACUUUUGGAACCACCAGCAAUAGACCUUUUUGCUUGUAUGCAGUGGCAUCAUACAUUUAGUGUCCAGGAUCUAUUUUUCCCGGGACAGACCAUUAAAAACUAGCCGGGGCGAAAGCCAACUGUUUAGCCAAAAUCUUUGGGUGGAGUAGGCCUACAUAGGAUGGCGUCGCCAGGCUAAUUUAAAACCGGGACAAUCAGGAAAAACCGGGACAGGUGUCAACACUAUAGGCUUAUAUGAUAUGAAAAGCUGAAAGGACCAAAAACAAAUGUAAAAACGAAGGGAACAGUUAGUCAGCACAGCGGUGCAGUUGAAAACAUCCCCAAGGUGGAGGAAAACCUUCCACAGGAAAUGUUCAGAAUUCCAACCAUUCCAAUGAAAACCUUGAAAUAAUAAGCCCAAUGUUAUUUCUUCCCAGAGCCAAAUAGAGUGGCGUUACGCCCAAUAGCCCUAGUAGAACCUAUGUAGUUCAUUUAUUUUCAGAAAAUGGAUAUGCACUAGGCGAAGUGUUUCUAUAGGUUGCCUAUGCCUUCGAUAUAGCAAAACAUACCUACAUUGCUUCUUCUUAUCACACAUUUGUAUAAUUUUACCUAAUGCCAAUGAUUUCAACCGGCCUGCACUUGACAUCUAAUCAUCCAGCAACAUAUUGUUAUGCAUAUGCUGAUUUCUCUUCUUGCCUAUGUAUUUAUUUAACAAACUGCGUGUUUAAAAUAAAAUAAAAAA